AUGGGAUCCCAGGCUCAAAAACUCCUCUCUGAGGCCUGUAGGGUUGCUGUUAAUUAUCUAGCAUCUUAUGAGCUGAAUGUCAGUGAUGCUUAUUUAACUAUGUCCUAUUACUACGAUGAAGAGACGGAAGCACCUCUUUAUCUCCCCUUCUUUGAAGACCAAAUUGAGGUGAAGAAAGAACAUGCAAAGCAGUUCAUAACCUAUCUAAGAGAGCAUCGGAGUAAAAUCUGCCUUCCGGUGAUUAAGAGGCCUGACAUUGAUAACUGGGGAACUGGCAUUCAAGCUAUAGAGUCUGCUCUGCAGUUGGAAAACACAUUAAACAAGCUCCUACAAGACCUGAUGAACUUGGCUUCUCAAAAUAGUGAAACUGAUCUCCUAAACUUCCUGAAAAAGUUCCUGGCUAAACAGAAAAGGAACAUAAACUAUCUGGAAUACCAACGUAGCUAUCAGAAGGAAUUAGACAGGCUGACUGAGAAGGAGGUCACACCUGAAAAACCUGGUGAAGCAUCAGGUAAAGAGGCUUAACAUCUGAAGGCGACAGUGAAUGUUCCACUGUAAUAGGUUUCAAAGGCAGCUACUUAAGAAUCUUGAUCUCUAUUUGACAGAAGACUGCUUUCCUUUUUAUCUAGUAUCACAUCUUCAUUGUUACACAUGGAAAUAAAUUGGUUUUGCAUUAUAAUUAUGUGUUAAA
Molecule: messenger RNA, 691 nt
Organism: Acinonyx jubatus (cheetah)
Lineage: Eukaryota; Metazoa; Chordata; Mammalia; Carnivora; Felidae
Product: ferritin heavy chain B-like
Exons: 4
Coding region: 1-525 (174 amino acids)
Biological process (GO): iron ion transport; intracellular iron ion homeostasis
Cellular component (GO): cytoplasm
Molecular function (GO): ferric iron binding; ferrous iron binding
Source: RefSeq, a predicted model, not a curated record